GAAAGCAGUUGUUAAAUGCUGCUAAUAAAAUUAACUAAAUAAUUGCAUGAAAUAAUUCAAGAUUUGCGGUAUGAAAAACAAAAUUUGUAUUCAAUACUUGUUUAUACAAUAUAUGACGCUAGCGGUAACCGCCGAAAGUUACUAUUCAAUUAAUGCUCCCGGUGUUAUAAAACCAAAUCGUAAAUAUUCGGUUCUUGUUGCUCUUCACGAGGCCAGUGAGCCAUGUUCGAUACGUGUUAGCAUAGAGGGCCCGAGUUUUAACGAGUCCAAAGAUGUCCAUUUACAAUCAUAUGAAUCUAAGCUAGUCGAAUUUAUGCCGAAAAAAUUGAUGAGCGGAGAUUACAAAUUAAAAGCUGAAGGCUUAUUAGGUUUGAGUUUUAAAAAUGAAAGUAGUUUAGAAGAGCAUCCUCAUUAUGGUCCAAAAAUUUAUAUACAAACCGAUAAAGCGGUCUAUAAACCUCAGGAUGUAGUUAAAUUUCGUGUGCUGAUAUUGGAUCAACAUACCAGGCCAUUAGAUAUUGCAGAACCUGUUCAUGUGGAGAUAUUGGAUAGUGAUGGUAAUCGUGUCAAACAAUUUCAAAACGUCUCCCUUACCUUUGGUGUCUAUACCGGGAAGUUUCAAUUAUCCAAAUAUCCCGUUUUAGGAAAAUGGAAAAUCAAAGUUGUUCUAGGUGGAACUUAUGAUUAUUCCCAUCUAAAAUCCAUUACAAUAAAAAAUUAUGUUCUGCCAAAAUUCGGUGUGUACCUUAAAACUCCGUCGGAUUUUCUUUUGGAAGAUGAUACCAUUGCGGUUGUAAUCUUUGGCAAAUAUACAUUUGGUAAACAUGUAGAAGGUAAUGCCACAGUUGAAUUAUGGAAUAAUGACGACAAAGUACUCUUACAAACCAAACAUAUUGAUAUAGAAGAUAUAGGUUUCGUUGAGUUCAAUAUUAAGAAUGAAACUGCCAUUUCAAAAAUCUACAUUCUAAGCGUCAAGGCAAAUAUUAGCGAAAAACACACGGGUAGAACUGAAACAGAGAGUCAAGAUAUUAAUUUACAUAAGCAGCGUUACAAUUUGAAAAUUCCCUACGAUGAGAUUGAAUUUGAAAAUAACAAACCAUAUCGCCUGAAAGUUUAUGUAAAACAUUGGACUGGAGCUGCCGUUUUGGAUCGCAAUACGCCAGUUACUAUGGAGCAUGGCAAAAAAUUGUAUGAAUCAUUUUUGGAUGGCAGUGGUGUAGCAACAUUUGAAUUUGAACAUGAUAAAAAUGAUAAUCAUAAAUUUCAAUUUAAAAACUCUAAAAUAAUGCUUCCAAAUAUUUUCACAAGUGAAAACCUAAUGUUGAACAAUAGGGAAUACUAUUGUCAUUUGGAGUUGGUGGAUAAAAAACUUCAACUUGGAAAACCUGUUCUUAUUGAGGUCAGUUCAAUACUCGACAUACCUUAUUUGAUGUACACGGUAAUGGGUCAUGCUAGUCUUAUACACACGGAAUAUAUUAAAGUACCGCCCAACCAAAAGUCCCACAUCAUAAGCAUAACACCCUCAAUUGAGAUGAUACCAUUAUCCUACAUCUAUGUGUAUUACGUUCACAAAGGAAAUUUACGUUUUGAAGAAAUGUAUUUAAGUUUUCCAACGGAAUUCGAAAAUCAGAUCUCACUGUCUGCACCCAAACAAGCCAAGCCAGGCGAAGAAGUUACAAUUGCUAUAAAUGCUCAACCCAAUUCGUAUGUCGGUAUAUUGGCCGUUGAUUUGGGUGUAUAUUUAUUGGAUAAUACAUAUGAUUUAAAAAAGUAUAACAUACUGAAGGAAUUGACUGAUGAAAGAUCAUAUUCCCCCAUAUUAUCUCCAAUGUAUCCUGGUAUAAUAUCCGGCCUGUUGACUCUAACUAAUGCUCAUUAUCCAUUGACAAGUUUUAGUGGUGCUGCCGGUGCCGCAAAUGUUCUACCAAUUACGCAUCGUUUUCGUAAAAAAUUCCCGGAAACCUGGAUAUUUGAUAAUUUUGUAAUCAAUGAAACAAAUACCAAAUUGACUCUGCCAAUACCCGAUGUCAUAACCACUUGGCGUAUAACAGCAUUUACAAAUAAUGAUGUAACAGGAUUCGGUAUAGUAAAUGGACCCACAGAUAUCACCACCAUACAACCGUUCUUCAUAGCUCUAAAUCUGCCAUACUCAGUGAAACGUGGUGAAAUUGUCUCAAUACCCGUAACCAUAUUCAAUUAUCUUGAUCAGACUCUAGACACGGAAGUGAUUCUCUAUAAUAAUGAUGAGGAGUUUAAUUUUAUAGAAUCUACAAAACAGGGUUUGCAAAAAUCAACUGAUGACCAGCAGCAAAUGCAACUCCUUACUAUACAAGCGGACAAGGCCAAAACAGUAAACUUUCUUAUAUACCCCUUACAAUCGGGUGAAAUAAGUCUUAGUGUGGCAGCCUCAAGUCCCUUGUAUUCAGAUGCUGUUUUGCACAAACUUAAAGUUGAACCAGAAGGUGUGGCCGAACAAAAUAAUCAGGCUUUAUAUUUAAGUAUUCCGGCAGGAGAGAAAAUAUCUUCAUCAUUUAGCAUCGAAGAGCCAGUAGAUAGUGUGCCAGAUUCAGAUUAUAUUACCUUUUCUGUGGGUGGUCAUUAUUUAGUGCCCACAGUGGAGAAUUUUCACGAUCUCAUACAAAUGCCCACUGGUUGUGGUGAACAAAAUAUGGUGAAUUUUGCUCCCAGCGUCUUAAUUUUGCAAUAUCUUAAAGCCAAUGACAAGCUAGACAAAGAGAAGGGUUUGGUGGACAGUCUACGUUCAGCAAUGGAAAUUGCUUUUCAACAGCAACUAGCAUUUCGUCAUGAAAAUGGUGGUUAUAGCGUUUUCGGCAUGGGAACCGAUGAGGAGCCCAGUACUUGGCUGACCGCCUAUGUGGUGCGUUACUUUAUUAAAGCUUCGCAAUUCUUGGACAUUGAGGAGAAAAUAAUAGAGUCUGCUUUGGAGUAUUUGGCCGGUCAGCAAAAAUCAAAUGGGGAGUUUCUUUAUACGGGAUAUUUAUUGAAACCGAAGCAUAAAAAUCAAUAUGCUCUUACAGCUUUUAUAUUGUUGGCAUUUUUGGAGAAUGAAAAAUAUGCCUCCCAAUAUCGAACAGUCAUACAAAAUGGAGUAGAGUUUUUAAAUUCGAACGUAAAUAGUACUAAGGAUAUUUACUCAUUAUCCUUGAUAGCAACUGCUAUAAAAAAUGCCAAGCAUCCAAAUGCCAAUACUUUCAUUAAGCAAUUAAAAUCACAGAGUAAAGAAGAAAACGGCCUCAAGUGGUGGUCGGAAGAUGACCAAAAUCGGGCCAACGAUAUAGAAAUUACAUCAAACGCUGCAAUAACUUUGCUGGAUACCCCGGGAGAUCACACCUCUAUCCUCAAGUGGCUCAUAAAGCAACGUAAUGUUAAUGGCGGUUUUACAUCCUCCCACGACACAGUGGUGGGCAUGGAGGCUUUAGUGAAGUUUUCGAAAAUAUAUAGAAAUCGAAAAUAUAUUAAAAUUUCCUAUAUUGCCAAAGAUCAGGAAAAUAAUGAAUUGGCAAAAGAUGAAUUUUAUGUGAACUCGAACAAUAUUUUGGAUUUGCAAAAACAUGAGUUACCAAUAGCCACACGCCAUGUAACUUUCGAAAUGGAGGGCACUGGAGCCUCUUUGGUGCAGCUCAACCAUCAAUACAACAUAGUUAAUAUGAACAAAUUUCAGUAUUUCAAUAUACAAGCCAAAACAAUGUUUAACAAUUCUGAAGAAAUGAAUUUGGAAGUUUGUUUCACUUACCAAACGGAUACAGAUACACUCAAUGAAACCACCAAUAUGGUGAUAAUGGAAGCAAAUUUACCCUCCGGUUUCAAAUUCGAAGAAGAAAAUAGUUUGGCCUUAAAACAAAACAAACUUGUGCACAGAGUAGAGUUAAAAAAUUCAGAAUCUACAAUAAUUUUAUAUUUGGAUAAAUUGGAGGCAAAUAUUAAACAUUGUCUAGACAUUCCAGCAGAUGAAAUUAAUGAAAUUUUAAUGCCAAAACCGGCUGCCAUAAAAAUGUACGAUUAUUAUAACUUAAGUCGUUCGAAUACAGAAUUUUAUAGUUUGUAA
Molecule: messenger RNA, 4066 nt
Organism: Calliphora vicina (urban bluebottle blowfly)
Lineage: Eukaryota; Metazoa; Arthropoda; Insecta; Diptera; Calliphoridae
Product: CD109 antigen-like
Exons: 9
Coding region: 71-4066 (1331 amino acids)
Cellular component (GO): extracellular region
Molecular function (GO): endopeptidase inhibitor activity
Source: RefSeq, a predicted model, not a curated record